Aspergillus aculeatus ATCC 16872 is the source of this 1143-nucleotide messenger RNA. Its product is annotated as Zn(II)2Cys6 transcription factor. The record is from RefSeq and is a predicted model, not a curated record. The annotation marks the transcript as partial. Gene Ontology annotation, biological process: regulation of DNA-templated transcription. Lineage: Eukaryota; Fungi; Ascomycota; Eurotiomycetes; Eurotiales; Aspergillaceae. The transcript has 4 exons. Gene Ontology annotation, molecular function: zinc ion binding; DNA-binding transcription factor activity, RNA polymerase II-specific.
CCGACUUGGCUGCCAAUGUCAGCACUAUGAGGAAGACUGACUUCUGACAGUUUAGAUUUCUUUCAUGCAACGUCUUUAUUGUAGGCUUCCAUGGUCUCUUUUAACGUAUCAAGUGUCCGCUCAGAGUCAUGAGCGACUGGUGCUCUUCGGUUAGCCCGUUUCCUGCAGGCAGUCUCCUACCAGUUUUCCGAGCUCGUCGAACUCCGGCUAGCCAUGGUAUACCGUGGUAAACCGAGUGGCGGAUGCGACACCUGUCGCGCGAGAAAAGUCAAGUGCGAUGAAACAAGACCCGUCUGUCUACGCUGCACCAAAGCUAGGCGUACCUGCGCCGGUUAUCGGGAUCAACUUUCCCUGUGGUUUAAAGACGAAAGCGACGCCACCGUGCAGAAAGUGAAGGCAUUGGAUAAGUCGGGCUCGGACGACUCAGCCCCACCAACAACGGCCGGUGUAGCGAUACGACAGGCGGCUGCCCAAGUAUAUCGCCUCCAGCACUUGACCUUCUCAAUCCCCGUCUUCAAUUUUGCGCUGGACCACAUCUUCCAAGCCACCUGCCUGUUUCUCAAGUCGUAUUCAUGGCUCAAUGUCUCAUGCCUUGUAGAACAGUCUCAGACGCAUGCCCUCUCUACUGGCGAAAAAGCCAUGAUGACGGGCAUUGCGUCGGUGGGUCUUGCUAAUCUCGCUAAUCUUCAUAAUUCACGUCCCUAUCGAAUAUCUUCAAGAAGCGAGUAUACCACUGCUUUGCAGUUAACAAAUGCUGCUCUUUGUGAUCAAGAAGCGGCCAAAGAAGACACCACGCUCACUGCGGUGGCUUGUCUCUCGUUGUAUGAAAUUAUCUGCUGCGACAAGGAAUCAUCCUUGCUAUCUUGGUAUGAACAUGCACGAGGCAUUGCGGCCCUACUCGAACUUCGUGGAGAGGAACAGCUCCAUCGUGAAACCGGUCUGCAAAUGUUCCAAGUCCUGAGAAAUGAAGUGCUCAUCGGUUGCCUGCAAAAGCGAACACGAAUGCCUCCUACUCUCAUCAGGACUCCAUAUCGGCCAAAUUCCACUGCUCAGAGUUAUUGUGCAGAUAGGCUGGUGGAGAUUGCUGCCGGUCUAUGCGAUCUUCAAGUUCAAAUGAGCGAGGAAGCAGUCACUGACAGCGUC